CCCCUUCAUUCAUUCGCUCCCAGACAGCGCAAACAAGCAACGAAUUCUCGCGGAGACGAUCUCUCCUUUGCUUGAUCUCGCCAAAGAAAAGAAGAAAUCCCUCCAAUCGGUCAUCGAUCCGGGUUUGAUCAUGCCAGGAGCUGGAGGGAUGUCGCCGUGCGCCGCUUGCAAGCUUCUGAGGAGGCGCUGCGCCAAGGAUUGCAUCUUCGCCCCAUUCUUCCCGCCGGACGAGCCCCAGAAAUUCGCCUACGUCCACAAAGUCUUUGGCGCCAGCAAUGUGAACAAGAUGCUCCAGGUAAGAAAGCCCCUUUGGAUCGACCAAUCGCGAAUUCCCAGCUCCUCUCUCUCUCUCUCUCUCCAGGAUCUUCCAGUGUACCAGCGGGCAGACGCUGUGAACAGCAUGGUGUACGAGGCGAAUUCGCGGAUCCGGGACCCUGUCUAUGGCUGCGUAGGCGCAAUCUCGGCGCUCCAGCAGCAAGUUGCCCAGCUCCAGGCACAGCUCGCGGUAUCCCAGGCCGAGAUCGUGUGUAUGCGAAUGCAGCACGCCUCCACGACGAUCGCCCUAGGGCAGCACUGCAAAUCCCCCUCGCAUCUAUCGCCCCCAGCGCCAUCGUCGCCAGAAAUCAAUCACCAGAACUACAGGCCACCGAUCGGAUCAGCGGCAGCGCAUGAUGGCUUCUCGGCGGGAUCGCUGCUCGAAAAUUAGGGCUAGAGAAUUGUUCCA
This is a messenger RNA of Selaginella moellendorffii, 724 nucleotides long. RefSeq names its product LOB domain-containing protein 4. NCBI's taxonomy places the organism in Eukaryota, Viridiplantae, Streptophyta, Lycopodiopsida, Selaginellales, Selaginellaceae. The transcript has a single exon. The coding region runs from base 131 to 706 and encodes 191 amino acids. The record is from RefSeq and is a predicted model, not a curated record.